Molecule: messenger RNA, 1698 nt
Organism: Mya arenaria
Lineage: Eukaryota; Metazoa; Mollusca; Bivalvia; Myida; Myidae
Product: steroid 17-alpha-hydroxylase/17,20 lyase-like
Exons: 11
Coding region: 165-1679 (504 amino acids)
Biological process (GO): hormone biosynthetic process; progesterone metabolic process
Molecular function (GO): steroid 17-alpha-monooxygenase activity; heme binding; iron ion binding
Source: RefSeq, a predicted model, not a curated record
UAAAAGAAUCAUAUUGACUGAGUCAUGCAUAAUUUAAAGGUCAUGUUAUGAUCUAGCUUGUGGUUUAUUUGCGGCAGGAUGCAAAUGCGUAUAUAAAUAAGACUGAACAUUUCGUUGUCAUUAUAACUUGGAAUUUUCUUACUGAUACAUCUGAAAGACUAACUAUGUCGGUGGAGGCGUACCUGCCUUCCUCUCCUAUCACGACGGGCCUGGUUGCCCUGGUAGCGGGCCUCUUCUCCUUCUGGCUGCUCAGGCGCAUGCGCUAUAACUACCCGCCCCGCCCAGGCAUCGAGCUCCCCCUGCUGGGACAUGCUUACAAAUUAACGUUAAAUGACCUUCCACAGCAAGCGUUUGAAUGGUCGAAGGUAUACGGACCAGUUCUGACCAUCCAUCUAGGUCCAAUGAAGACAGUUGUGGUAAACAAGAUAGACGAGGCGCUAGAGGUUCUCGUGAAAAAGUCCACAGACUUUGCCAACAGGCUUAUCACACCCUCAGUCGAGAUGUUUACGGACGGGUGUCGGGACAUCGCGUUCAGUAACUACUCGCCCACAUGGAAACUACACCGUAAACUCUCCUCAAAGGCCCUCAGAUACUACAUGCAGGGACCGGCCCUAGAACACCGUGUGCAUGCGGCCUUGGAGACGGCACUGGCGGAGAUGGACGGGCACGCGGACUCGCCCUUUGACCCUGUCGAACACAUCAACUUUAUAGUGGGCAAUAUCCUUACCGGCUUAUGCUUCGGAGGAUCAUACGGUUUCGAAGACAAAGAAGUAAACUUCAUCAUAGAAUACGGGGACCAGCUGACCAAGGAUGGGCUGGAAUCAGGGACUCUGGAGGACAUCAUUCCUCCCAUCAGGCACGUGUACAAGUCACCGGGAUUUCGAAAACUGGAGAAAUUCUACAAAAAAGUGAUAGUGGACUUCAUUGGAAAGAAAUACCAUGAUGAAAAAAAGACAUUUAAACGAGACGAGUUGCGUCACCUCGUGGACCACCUUAUUCUUGCUCGUACGGAGGCUGAGGAAUCGGAAGGAGAUGCCCUUGUCGCCCUGACAGAUGCACACAUCAUACAGACCAUUGCGGACAUAUUCUUUGCGGGUGUGGACACGUCCCGAAUGACAUUGCGGUUUGCGCUGCUACACAUGGCCGCCUACCCCGACAUACAAGCGAUAGCCCAGGAGGAAAUUGACCGCGUCGUAGGCCGUGACCGUCUCCCAGGAUUGAGCGACCGACCGGAUCUAGCGUACACGGAGGCCGUGCUACAUGAGAGUAUGCGCAUCGCCACCGUGGCCCCCACCGGCGUCUGGCACGAAACGCUUUGUGACACAUCCAUAGGAAGUUACAAAAUCCCUAAAGGCACGCCGGUGAUGAUCAACCACUGGGCCUUGCACCACGACCCGGAUGCCUGGGACGAGGUUGAGAAGUUUAAACCCGAGCGCUACCUCGACGAGCACGGGAAGCUCGGACCAAAACCCAAGAGCUGGCUCCCCUUUGGAGCAGGCAAACGAGUGUGCCUGGGUGAGUUCGUUGCAAAACCAGAGUUGCACCUGAUCUUCGCGAGCUUAUUACAGCGUUAUCGGUGGUCGCCAGAGGCAGGACGCAUUGUGGACAUUUCGCCCGAGAAAAGCCCGCUGUCAAACACUCCAAAGGCGCAGAAACUCCGCAUGGAAAGGCGGAUAUAAAUCUUUAUUUAUAGGGGGG